GAUUAUUUCCAGGCACCUGCGCAGUCAGUGCCCGGAGAGGCGUCGCCUGGCGCUCCGAGGCCUGGUGGUGCUCAGCAAGGCUCCCUCAAUGGCUAAGAGCAUCCAGAGCCUGAAUGAAAGCCUCCUGGAGCUACUGCAGGAUGCAGACACGGACGCGGUUGAGAUGACUCUCACUGUGUUCAUCAAUGUGCUGGGCUUGAAAAUCAUCCAAAUAUCCAGCCCAAUAGCCCUGAAGUUGCUUGAGGCGCUGCGGCCACUCUUUGACAACGAGCACAGCCAGCUGCAGCAGCUCUCCAUGCUCCUCUUCCGGGAGCUGAUGGAAGCGACAGAGAGGAGCAAGAGCCUAAAGCCACACGUGUACCUGAGUCUGGUGCCAUUCUACUUCAACUGGCACAAUGAGAACCAGCGUGUGGCAGAGGCCUCUCGGAGAGCACUGUUUGGUGCAGCCAGGUUCCUGAAGUGGAGGGAUCUUGAGAACUUGGUGACCAUGGAGCAGCCAUGGAGGUUUCCCGAGUGCCUGCUGGAAAAGGACAGGAGCCGAGUGGGCCAGUACGUGCGCCAGGCCCUGCCGUUCCUGGAGAGCCCAGAGGAGCCCCUGCGAAAGCUGGCCAUCAAGUUUCUGGGGAUCGCCGCCAGGUCCAUGAAGCAGGAGCAGCCAGAGCUGCAGCUCAUCUGCCAGGCCCUUCAAGACAUGACUGAUGACAGCCCUGCCGUCUCAAACCUGGCCCAGGAAACGCUCCACAUCAUCAGAGCUGUACGGAGAACUUCAUUCUUCCCAUUCUGGUAGUCUCCGUUCCUGCCUCUUCCAGCCCAUAGAGGCAUGACAGAAGACAUCAGACUCGCCAUGGCAGGCCUGGCAAUUCAACACUGCUACGUGCCAAGUGCUGUCCAGAUGGCUCCCUACUGCAGAUUCCAGCAGCUCCAAG
This is a messenger RNA of Pseudopipra pipra, 926 nucleotides long. Its product is annotated as maestro heat-like repeat-containing protein family member 6. The record is from RefSeq and is a predicted model, not a curated record. Gene Ontology annotation, cellular component: cytoplasm. The coding region runs from base 89 to 787 and encodes 232 amino acids. The transcript is spliced from 7 exons. Lineage: Eukaryota; Metazoa; Chordata; Aves; Passeriformes; Pipridae.